Setaria italica (foxtail millet) is the source of this 1899-nucleotide messenger RNA. RefSeq names its product patellin-4. The transcript has 4 exons. Lineage: Eukaryota; Viridiplantae; Streptophyta; Magnoliopsida; Poales; Poaceae. The record is from RefSeq and is a predicted model, not a curated record. Bases 134 to 1711 code for a protein of 525 amino acids. Gene Ontology annotation, molecular function: lipid binding.
CCCCUCUCCACUCAACUCUCUCUCUCUCUCCUCAUCGCCGCCGCCGCCGCCUCCAUUGAUUGCUGGGGGAUCUGCGCACCUGCUUCCUGCCGAGUUAUUGUGCUCGGUGUUGCGUGUUGUGACUGUGAGCGCCAUGGCCGUGGAGGCUGUGUCAGGGAACCGCGGAGAGGCGGUGGCGCCGGCGAAGGAGGUGAGCGCCAAGGAGGCGGUUGCGGUGUCCAAGAACGCGUCGUUCAGGGAGGAGAGCAACUUCCUCGAUGACCUCAAGGAGAGCGAGCGGAAGGCGCUCGCCGAGCUCCGCGACAAGGUCGAGGCCGCCAUCGUUGAGGGCAAGCUGUUCGACGACGGCAAGCCGGAGGUGAAGGAGAAGGAGGACGCCAAGAAGAAGGCUGAGAAGGCGCCUGAGGAGAAGAAAGAGGAGGAGGAAGUGAAGAAUGAGCCCGAAGCCGAGGAGAAGGAGGAGGAGGAGGGCGGCAAGAAGGAGGCUGAAGCCGAGGGCAAGCAAGAGGAGGAGGAAAGCAAGGAAGAGGCUGAGAAGGAGGCGGAAGAGGAGGAAGGCAAGAAGGAGGAGGCCGAGAAGAAGGAAGCCGGCGAGGGCGAGAAGGUUGCGGCUGCGGCGGCGGAGGAGGAGAAACCGGCGGCGGCCGUCGUCGUCGACAAGGACAUCGCCCUGUGGGGCGUGCCGCUGCUCCCGAGCAAGGGCGACGAGGCCACCGACGUCGUGCUCCUCAAGUUCCUCCGCGCGCGCGACUUCAAGGCCGGCGCCGCGUUCGAGAUGCUCCGCCGCACCCUCCGCUGGCGCAGGGACUGGCCCGGCUUCAGCGCCGGCGCCGACGCCGACCUCCCGGAGGAGCUCGCGGGCGCGUGCUACCUCGACGGCGCCGACCGCGAGGGCCACCCGGUGUGCUACAACGCGAUGGGCGUGUUCACCGACGACGCCGUGUACAAGAAGGCGCUCGGCUCCGAGGAAGGCAAGGCGCGGUUCCUCCGCUGGCGGGUGCGCGCCAUGGAGAGCCACGUCGCCGAGCUGGACUUCAAGCCCGGCGGGGCCGCGUCGCUGCUGCAGGUGACGGACCUCAAGAACUCGCCGGGACCGGCCAAGAAGGACUUCCGCGUCGCCGUCAAGCAGGUGCUCGACCUGUUCCAGGACAACUACCCCGAGCUCGUCGCAAGAAACAUCUUGAUCAACGUGCCGUUCUGGUACUACGCGUUCAGCACCCUGUUCUACCCGUUCCUGACGCAGCGGACCAAGAGCAAGUUCGUCAUUGCUCGCCCGUCCAAGGUCACUGAGACCCUCCUCAAGUACAUUCCGAUUGAGGCCAUCCCGGUGAAGUACGGCGGCCUGAAGCGCGACAGCGACACCGAGUUCUCCGCCGAUGACAGCGAGGUCACUGAGCUAACAGUAAAGGGAAGCUCCACCGAGACCAUCGAGAUCGAAGCCACUGAGGCUGAUGCCACCCUGACAUGGGACCUGACGGUGCUGGGCUGGGAGGUGAACUACAAGGAGGAAUUCGUGCCUGCCGACGAGGGCUCCUACACCAUCAUCGUCAGGAAGGGCAAGAAGAUGGGGGCCGGCGAGGAGGCGGUCCGCAACUCCUUCCGCGCCGGCGAGCCUGGCAAGGUGGUGCUCACCGUCGAGAACACCUCGCACAAGAAGAAGAAGGUGCUGUUCAGGUACAAGGCCAAGAGUCCCUGCGCCAAGAAGUGCUGAGCUCGAUCGCAACCGAAUUCUUUGGAGGCUGAGAGAUGUGCUGAGAAUUGAUCGUGUGGAAUUCUUUGUGUGUGUAAGAGAGAGGAGUACAUUGUUUGUGUUCAUGUGCUGAUUAUUUGAGGGGUGGUUGUUGCGGCAUGGCAUUCAUUACCUGAGAAUAGAAAGAAGAGUUGGUAUCACAAAAAUUC